Messenger RNA from Notechis scutatus (mainland tiger snake), 798 nucleotides. The record is from RefSeq and is a predicted model, not a curated record. Lineage: Eukaryota; Metazoa; Chordata; Lepidosauria; Squamata; Elapidae.
GGGGCACUCCUUCUUUCCACUCCCGGCCUGAAUGCUCCCAGCCUUUCCUGCUGCUCUUUUUCCUCCUCCUCCACUUCCUUCCUUUCUUCUGGCUUUGUCGUUAAAUCUGCAUACUGGCUUAUGAGGGACCCCCUUUGCAGUUGCCAAUUGUCAUUGCAACCUGUGCUUUGGCAGCCUUAUUUCCGCCCCACCCUUUCUGAAGGACUCCCCAACUCCUUUCAAGUAAGUGCACCUGCUUGGCAGUUCCAGUGCCAUGGUCUCCUCCGGACUGAACCGUUGCCGGCUGGCCCUGGCAUUUGCAGUGUUCAUGGACGCUGCAGGCACCGGGGCACUACUGACCGGCAUCUUUGCUAGACUGAGGCUGCGAGGCCGAGACUUUGGGGAUCUAUUAAUCUACUCGGGUGCAGUGCUGGUGUUCCUGAGCCUGUUGGGUUGGAUUAUGUGGUACACAGGAAAUAUUGAGAUAGCCCCUGAAGAGCUGGCAAGGGAUUAUCAUGCCAAGAAAGGCACGCUGGCACGGCUGGCUAGGAAGAUCUCACGGACCUGGUCGCGACGCCAAGGCGGUGGGCUGGCCAUGAGAACCAUUACAAGUAGCCGAGAAGCAGCUUAGAGGUGUGUGUGUGCUCUGCCUGCAGGAUGGAUUUAGCUGGACAACAUUCUUCUAAAACUGGACCUGAGAAAAGCAGGUGACUCUUCAAUCAAUACCUUGGAACUCCUGCCCAUACCACGUUGUGAUAUUAUUGCUAUACAGUGCUGGGUGAAUUUUGCUUUCCCUACAUUUAUAAAUAUAUAAAUAUA